AUGGGUGGUGAGCUGAAGAAAUGGUUGGUGGUUUUUGUGGGGGUGGUGGUGGUGAGUUUGCAGUGUGGGGUUAGAGCACAACCACAAGUUCCUUGUUACUUUAUUUUUGGUGAUUCCUUGGUGGAUAAUGGAAAUAAUAAUGGGAUUUCUUCAUUAGCUAAAGCCAAUUACGCGCCUUAUGGGAUUGACUUCCCAGGAGGACCAACCGGAAGGUUUAGUAAUGGUAAAACCACAGUUGAUGUCAUCGCUCAGCUUUUGGGGUUCAAUAACUACAUUCCUCCCUAUGCAACUGCGAGCGGACGAGCCAUACUCGGAGGAGUGAAUUAUGCAUCAGCAGCUGCUGGAAUCAGAGAUGAAACUGGACAGCAAUUGGGUGCAAGAAUUAGUUUUGGUGGGCAGGUAAACAACUACAAGAACACAGUAUCACAAGUUGUGAACAUACUGGGGGAUGAAAACACUGCUGCAAAUUAUCUCAGCAAGUGCAUAUACUCACUUGGAAUGGGCAGUAACGAUUACCUCAACAACUAUUUCAUGCCUCAGUACUACUCGUCUAGUCGCCAAUAUACGCCUGAACAAUUUGCCGACGUUCUUAUUCAACAAUAUUCCCGGGGAAUAAGGGAUUUGUACAACUAUGGAGCAAGGAAAGUUGCCUUAAUAGGAGUGGGCCAAAUUGGAUGCAGCCCAAAUGAGUUGGCCCAAAACAGCCCAGAUGGAAGAACGUGUGUACAAAGAAUUAACAAUGCAAAUCAGAUUUUCAAUACCAAGCUCAAGUCUCUGGUGGAUGUACUCAACAGGAAUCUAACGGACGCAAAGUUCAUCUACAUUGAUGCUUAUGGCAUUUUUCAGGAUCUGAUCAGCAAUCCCUCUGGAUUUGGUUUUAGGGUUACGAAUGCUGGAUGUUGUGGUGUAGGGAGAAACAAUGGCCAAAUAACAUGCCUUCCUCUUCAAACUCCAUGCCGAAAUAGGAAUGAGUAUUUAUUUUGGGAUGCUUUUCACCCAACUGAAGCUGCAAAUAUCAUUGUGGGAAGGAGAUCAUAUAGUGCUCAAUCUUCCUCGGAUGCAUACCCAUUUGAUAUACGUCGCUUGGCACAACUUUAAAGAUAGAGUUGAUGAAUAUGGUGCCAUGAGAAAUUUUAUUAAAGCAUUCAUGCUUGCUUUUUGUAUCGCUAUAUGGAUUUGGAUCCUUUCCACAUCUCUUUUUCUCGAAUUUUCAUUGGUAGGUCGUAAUGAAUUUGAAUAAGACUCAACAUAUAAGUGGAUCCUCCACCAAUUUAUAGUAGAUGAUCCGUCAUCAAUGAAAAUUGAGGUAAAGUGUAUUAGGAGAAUCCACAUCUAUCACUACCUAGUCUUAUGUUGUUGUAUUACAAUUUACAAGUACAAUUGUUUUCAGGGAUGUCAUAUUGUUGUACUGCAAG
Molecule: messenger RNA, 1415 nt
Organism: Ilex paraguariensis (yerba mate)
Lineage: Eukaryota; Viridiplantae; Streptophyta; Magnoliopsida; Aquifoliales; Aquifoliaceae
Source: the annotation of a GenBank genome assembly